Molecule: messenger RNA, 1563 nt
Organism: Botrytis deweyae
Lineage: Eukaryota; Fungi; Ascomycota; Leotiomycetes; Helotiales; Sclerotiniaceae
Exons: 3
Coding region: 1-1563 (520 amino acids)
Biological process (GO): transmembrane transport
Molecular function (GO): transmembrane transporter activity
Source: RefSeq, a predicted model, not a curated record
AUGGCAACAGUCGACGAUGAGACAAGUACGAAGCAGGACGGCCUUUCGAAUCGCGAGCCGCCUGGAACACUAACGCCGUCUACGGGAACUUCUCAUUCUCAAAAGAUACCAGAGGCUGAUUCUGAGAAAGCGAUAGUUGAAAAUGAAAAUGAGCAAAUGAUUGUGACCUGGUAUGGUGCAGACGACCCCACUAAUCCCAAGAAUUGGUCUUUCAAGCGUAAAUGGGGCAUCACUGUUGUAGUCUCGCUUAUUGCAUUCAUGACGGGAAUAUCGUCUGCUAUCAUCGCGCCCGCUAGCAAUGUCAUCGCUGAAAAAUUUGACAUCCACACUUCUUUUCGAAAGCAGCUCAACUUCUCCAUCAUUCAACUUGCCUACGUUAUCGGGCCCCUGGUAUUGGCUCCGCUUUCUGAAGUAUACGGACGUUCGUUUAUUCUUCAAGCCUCCAAUGUUUUCUUCUUAAUCUUCAAUUUCGUGAACGGCUUUGCAGAGACUGAAGGUGAGUUCCUGGCCUUCCGGUUUCUGAGUGGUCUUGGCGCUUGUGCCCCUUUGACAAUUGGUGGUGGUGUCCUGUCUGAUCUAUGGCGCCCAGAGGAAAUCGGUAUGGCCAUUGGACUAUAUACUCUAGCUCCUCUGCUUGCUCCUGCCCUCGGACCCUUACUCGGAGCUUGGAUUGUCGAGAGGUCUACAUGGAAAUGGUGCUUCUUUUCCAUCACCAUUUUCGGAGUAAUUGUGCAAACCCUCGUUUUCUUUACGUUGAAAGAAACGUACGGCCCACGAAUCUUGCAAAGAAAAGCCGAGGAGUUGCGCAAAGAAACCGGAAAUAACCAGCUGCGGACGGCAUUUGAGCUUAAAGAUUUGCGUCUUAUCUCUAUCAUGCGAACUUCGCUCGUUCGUGUCGUUAUAUUGCUUACCACUCAACCCGUCGUCAUUUUUCUCUCCGUAUAUUUUGCGAUGGUCUAUGGUAUCAUUUACCUUAUGCUGUCUAGCUUCCCGUCGUUGUGGACAACUUACUAUCACGAGUCCAUCGGCAUCGGUGGUCUCAACUAUAUUGCUAUCAUGAUCGGCUUGACCAUCGGUGCACAAGGAGGUGGUCGUAUCGUAGACCAUGUAUACAAGACCCUGAAAGUUCGAUCAUCUGACAAUACUGGAAGACCCGAAUUUCGCGUGCCUCUUCUAUUCUUCUCCACUUUCUUAGUGGCAGCGGGACUUUUCAUGUAUGGGUGGUCCGCUGAAACGAGGAUUUUCUGGCUUUCAGCAGACAUUGGUGCUGCUAUUUUCUCUGUAGGAGCAGCUAUGACGUUCGCUUCAAUCCAAACAUAUAUUAUCGAUUCCUAUCCUCUAUUCGCUGCAUCUGCUAUAGGUGCGACCGCGGUGCUGAGAAGUUUGACUGGAUUUGGGUUCCCGCUUUUUGCUCCUGCUAUGUACAACAAACUUGGUUAUGGCUGGGGUAAUAGCGUGCUGGGAUUCGCGGUUCUAGCCGUUGGCUAUGCUGGAGCUCUGAUCCUCUGGUUUUUCGGGCACAGGCUGAGGGAGGCAAGUCCAUAUGCGAGAGGAGGUGGGUGA